AUGCCAAAGCCCCAGAAAUUCCACGAACACAACCACUUUCCCCUCCAAGCCACCGCGGACGUUGCAAUGGAGAAGUUCUCCCAGUUUCGGGAUCGAGGCUCGGGCAUCGCGCCCUUCCUCCCCAUUCCAGCCGAACCACUGGGUUUCCAAGCACCCCUCCGACUGUUCCUCUUCUGCUUUCGGCUUCCAAUCUUCAUUUUCGUGACUGUGUCAUAUUUCUUGGUUCUCCAAUGGCUUCCUAUCGGAUCUCUGGGCAAGAAAGCAGCUUUGUGGUGUAUAUUGGGUGUUCCUAGUAUCUGGUGGAUUGACCUGCAAGUUGACGGAGUGAAGAAAGGAUCCCUUUCCAAGCAACAACAGGCCCGUCUACCGCAACCCGGCUCCAUCAUCGCGUCCUCAUUCACCUCUCCAAUCGACGCGGUUUACUUGGCCGCUAUCUUCGAUCCAAUCUUUACAGCAUCUUACCCCAACACGCGACAGGUCGAGCACAUCUCUCUGCUCCAGGCCAUUCUACGCGCAUUCGCGCAGCCAGUGACCAACCCCGAACCCAGUACAAAGCUAGUCGAUGUGUCUACUUUGGUGGAGACAUACCCCUACCGACCCAUCGUCAUCUUCCCGGAAUGCACCACCACCAACAGCCGGGGCAUUCUACCCCUGAGCCGCUCGCUGCUGGGCGUCCCAUCCAAGACCAAAAUCUUCCCCCUCAGCCUCAAGUACACACCCGUUGACGUGGUCACCCCACUGCCGGGUAGCUACACCAGUUUCCUGUGGACGCUACUGAGUCGACCCACGCAUUGUAUCAGGGUGCGCAUCGCAGAAUGCAUCAUGAUUGGACGGAGUUCGUUUGAUGCACCACCGGCACGAUCAACCCGAAAGUCCACCUUCAACACCAACUAUCUCGACACCCUGGACGAGGAUACUGCGACUGGGGAAGUCACCGCCAGCGAGAAGGCGCUGCUUGAUCAAGUUGGUGAGUCUUUGGCUCGCCUGGGCCGGGUUAAACGCGUUGGAUUGGGUGUGGAGGAGAAGCAAGAGUUCGUGCGGAUGUGGAAUAAGACGCGGCGGACCUGGUGA
Penicillium subrubescens is the source of this 1071-nucleotide messenger RNA. RefSeq names its product lysophosphatidic acid acyltransferase LOA1. Bases 1 to 1071 code for a protein of 356 amino acids. The record is from RefSeq and is a predicted model, not a curated record. NCBI's taxonomy places the organism in Eukaryota, Fungi, Ascomycota, Eurotiomycetes, Eurotiales, Aspergillaceae. The transcript is spliced from 3 exons.